Liolophura sinensis is the source of this 2672-nucleotide messenger RNA. RefSeq names its product angiopoietin-related protein 1-like. The transcript is spliced from 2 exons. NCBI's taxonomy places the organism in Eukaryota, Metazoa, Mollusca, Polyplacophora, Chitonida, Chitonidae. The coding region runs from base 54 to 1874 and encodes 606 amino acids. The record is from RefSeq and is a predicted model, not a curated record.
AGGACACAGUCGCCACGGUGAUACAGGAGUCGUUUCAGAUUCGAGCUCAGCAGAUGAAGCAAAAAACUGGUCUGAAGCAUGUGAAGCUAGAACUUGCUGGCUUCAUUCAAGAGUUUCUUCCUGAAGAUGACGAUGAUGAUCUGGAAGAAUAUGAUGACGAUGAUGAUGAUAAUGAUGAUGAAGUUUAUGAUGCUGUUGACGGAACAGACGACAAAUCUACCUCAGGCAAAAUGCACCACGAUGAAAGUCUGCAGUUUAAAUCUUCAACAAAAUCGACUGAUAAUUCUGCGCAGCUCACAUCUGAUACUCUUACUACAGAUGGAUCUGGGAAUGCUGAGAGUGUGAUGCAAACAAGGACUGUACAGCUGACAAUAUCGCCGUCCAGUGAGCCUCCUGGGCCCAGGAACCAAAACAAUCACUCUGGGCCUAAUCGCCAAAAUGACAAGAAACUCAAAAAAGAAAUGAAACUCAUGAAAGAGUCUUUGACUGAAAAAGACAUCCAGAUGGAAAGGCUCCAGAGCAAGGUGCUCAACUUGUCUCUGGACUUGGCAAAGCUUGAGAACAACAUCUUGUUGCUUCACAAGGAUGGAGAGAUCAUGAAGACUCAGCAGGAGGCGGCAAAUUUCACACAAUACAUGAUUGCUCUGGAUCAAUGGCGCAUUUCCAGCCCUCUGAUCAUAAACACGACUCAAGAGAAUCAGGAACAACUUGAUAUUCUCGGGGAGUUAAUUCUGAACAACACCAACAGACUAGGGAAGCUUGAGGUGAAGCUCCUAGACCAUAGAUACCUCAUGGAGCACACAGAGCUGACGUUUGAGCGGGAGCUCCACAGAAUCAACGAAACGCUGAAGAAGGUGCGACACCGGACCCACCACCAUGACCAUGCCAUGACAGAGGAGCUUGCCCAGCAAUUUGAAGACAUGCAUUUAAAGCUAGAGCAGCUCGGAUCUCGACUCAUGAACAUCGAGGUGAAAGUUCUGAAUUCGUCUUUGAACACAUGUGCGAAGCAACAAGCAGAUUUCUACCAGGACAUUAAACUGAAGGAGAUGAACAAAAAGCUAGACAAGAUGCAGGAGAGCAUCUUGGUUCACCGGGAAACACUGACCAGAACGGACAGAGGGCUGUAUCGCCUUCAUCUGGAUAUCAAGUCUCACAAGGAUGCCAUUGACACUCUGAAGAGAGAGUCCAAGAAGAUGAGCAGCUACAAACCAGAGUUCAAAGCCAUGCAGGAAGAAGUGACCAAGUUCCUCCACCAUUUGCCGCAGGAUUGCAAUGAGGUAUAUCUGCUGGGUCAGCGUGAAUCAGGCGAGUACAUCAUCCACCCUGAAGGCAGUCCAAAGUCCGUCCGUGUUUACUGUGAGCUGACGGAUGAAGGGGGAUGGACGGUGAUCCAGAGACGUGUCGACGGAAGUGAGCAUUUCAGUCGGCCUUGGAAGGAGUAUAAGGAAGGCUUUGGGACAAUCAGCCGAGAAUUCUGGCUCGGAAAUGAUUACAUAUACCUCUUGACCAAUCAAAAGAAUUGUUCAUUGUUUGUGGAGAUGUACGACACAUUCGGACAAAAGUGGGUCGCUGAAUACGAUGUGUUCAAGAUGAACGACGAAGGAAAGAAAUAUUCGCUUUUCUUGGAUGGGUACCAUGGUAAUGCAACGGAUUCGCUUGGCGACGCCAAUGGAAUGGCAUUUAGUACGGAAGAUCGUGACCAGGAUGCCAGCAGUACGCACUGUGCGCUGUACUACACGGCGGGUUGGUGGUACAAACACUGCCAUUACUGUAAUCUGAAUGGCCGCUACAAUGUGGGAAUCGUGUGGUUUAAUCAAGAAGUAAACGAGUGGCUACAAAUGAACAAAACAGUGAUGAAAAUUAUAUCCCAUUAGUCACAUUAUGAUUCACCAACUCAAAAUAUUGGCCACGGCCUGUUCUGAAAGUGGCAGAAAUUCUGUGCCGGGCUGCACAUAGAUUUGUCAGUGACAAGAUCAGAUGCUUCCAUUCAUGGAGUUUGUAGCGCACCUUAGACUCAUUAAGCUAGCGCUGCACAAAAUCUUCCAGAGCAUAAGUUACGGGGGCAUAACGGCAAUGUGAUCAGGGGUUUGGAAAUCACAGCCUGAUGCCUUGAUUCGCAAACUGUUCAGAACCACGGACGAGGAUUAAUAUGUUGUUGAUGUUAUUGUGUUGUAAUGAAAUCUACCCUAACAAAACAUUUAAUACAACAAAAAGAUGUGUUUGUUUGACACUGCUCUUACGUUCCUACGUCUAACAAAAAAAAAAAAAAAAUAGGCUAAGUUUUGAACAACGCUAGUUAUGGAAAUAGUGACAAUUUCAAUAUUUCAUGGAAUUAUCUGAUCAAAUGUUUUUCAAAUUUUAUCCAAACAUCAAUUUGGCCUAAGAAGCCCUUGGGUAAUUUAUUCAGUAUAUCCACAGAACUUUGAAAGUAAAUGGCCUUUUUUCCCUCUGAAAAACCUGCCUCUGUCUAAGUAUGUGCAAGAAUUGGGCACACUAAGAAAUCAUGUAUCGUCACACAAUCCCAGGGGGUUUUUUCAGGUAUUUUACAUGUUUAGUCUGUACAUGAUUUACUGAUACCAAAGACUGAUGUAGAUGUUUGUGUGAUAUUCAGUCAUGCCAACGUGAGUACGGUAUAUAUUCACGGUUUCGCCAGUUUACCUGCUGCUUUAGGU